Messenger RNA from Kockovaella imperatae, 1581 nucleotides. RefSeq names its product Ssl1-like-domain-containing protein. Gene Ontology annotation, molecular function: zinc ion binding. Gene Ontology annotation, cellular component: transcription factor TFIIH core complex; transcription factor TFIIH holo complex. The record is from RefSeq and is a predicted model, not a curated record. The transcript has 9 exons. Lineage: Eukaryota; Fungi; Basidiomycota; Tremellomycetes; Tremellales; Cuniculitremaceae. Bases 48 to 1463 code for a protein of 471 amino acids. Gene Ontology annotation, biological process: regulation of transcription by RNA polymerase II; DNA-templated transcription; nucleotide-excision repair.
CUCUACUAGUCACUUGCAAGCUCUGCCCAGACGUGUGUUCAUGCAUCAUGGCGGUCGACGAAGACUAUGCACCCGAAGCAGAUGAUAUCAAUAUCGACGACGAUGAGGAUGAUAUCGAUCGGCCUGGUCCGAGCCGACAACGUAAAGGCAAAGGUCGAGCGAAUGGUCAGACUGGAGGGGACGGCAUGCAAACGUGGGAAGGAGCUUAUACUCGAUCAUGGGAUGUGAUUCAAGAGGACGAUGAGGAAGGAGGGCUACAGUCGACGGUAGAGAAGCUUCUGGCGAGAGGUAGGCGGAAGAGGGCCAUGGCUGGCGAAGGACCGAUUCGACGAUCCAUCAUUCGACACAUGUUUAUCAUCUUGGAUCUAUCUGAAUCGAUGCGGGAUAAAGACUUUCGUCCGACGAGGUGGGAAGUAACGUUGCAGUACCUUCGAGGAUACAUUGGAGAAUGGUUUGAUCAGAAUCCCCUGGGUCAGAUUGGAAUCGUCCUGAUGCGGGAUCGUCUAUCCGAGACACUGAUACCGAUGGGAGGCAACCCUCAAGAGAUUCUCGCUGCACUGGCGGAUAAACGGAAACUGGAACCAUCUGGUGAACCAAGUUUACAAAACGGUUUGACCAUGGCAAAAGGCGGCAUGGGUCACCUCCCCGUCACAUCCUCUCUUGAAAUACUCGUCAUUUUCUCCUCCAUCUCCACUGCUGAUCCCGAUGGCCCAACGUCGAUUCAACAAACAAUGAAAGAUCUCGUCCAAUCGCGUGUCCGAACCACCAUCAUCUCCCUCUCUGGGGAAAUAAAGAUAUGCAAGCAAAUCUCAGAACGAACAGGAGGAAAAUUCGGUGUCGCAAUGGACGAGGAUCACCUCAGGGAACUUCUAUGGGAGACUAUACCACCCCCUGCGCAGACUAUCGCAGCGCCACUCACCGUCGGAGUAAGGAACGCUCUGGCCGCCGGUGGAGUAGGUACAGGAGCAGGAGGGAGAAAUAAGCCUGCGCCUGCGGGAGAUCUCAUGGUGAUGGGUUUUCCUGUCCGUCUACCAUUGGGUGGAGAAACGAUGUGCGUCUGUCAUGGCAUCCUCAAAAAAGGAGGAUAUCUUUGCCCUCGAUGCGGGAGUAAACUUUGCGACGUACCGACAGAUUGCGAAGUCUGUGGGUUAAUGGUGGUGUCGAGUCCACACCUGGCGCGGAGCUUUUGGUUCUUGUUCCCUGUGGCAGAGUACGGCGUCACGCCUGCCGACACUGUUCAAGAGGAUCACACGUCUCGAAGAUUGGAGCCGACCUGUUUCGGAUGCGAUGAUCCAUUCCCCCUACUCGAUGAAAUCGCUGUAUCUGCCGGUGUCAAUCAAGUUGACGAGGCUGUCAGCCCAACAGGGCGAUACAGAUGCGCGAAGUGCAAGAACGACUUUUGUGUCAAUUGUGAUAUUUACGUCCAUCACACUUUGCACACUUGUCCGGGAUGCGCUCAGUAGUCGACCCGAUGAGCAGUCAUAUCGCAUCUUUCAGCGGAGAACCUGAGAGAGGGGUUUUCCUGCUGUACAAAUACAUCAAAGUAUAGUAAUAACGUCGCCAUGCAUGGCUUGCAGCAAA